AAAGUUAAAUCAAUUGAAUUUGGUAGAACUUUCUUUCAUAGAUGAAUCCUUCACACUAAAUUUAUCAGCAACUGAUUCUUAUUCACUGUAAUCUCUCUUCAUUAUCUUCAAUUUUCUUCUCUCUCAAUCAUUCAGAAAUACUUUCACUCACAAACUUUUCUGAAACCAGAUCCCUUUGUUUCUUGAGCUUGCAUCUUAUUACUUGCCCUGUUACUUCCUCUGUUUUACUUUCUUUAUUUCAGGCUUAUUUCUUGUUUUUAUUUUUAUCUUUUAAAUUAGUUUCAAUAUUUCUGAUUUCUUUAAAAAAAAGCACAAACCAUCUUGCUUCCGGAUAUUUCUCGUUUUCCAGGAAAAAUAUAAUUUUCUUUUCUCUUAUUUAUUGUUAGAAAAGAGUUUGUCCUGUGAUUAUUUUCAUUUGCUUUACUUCUCUUCUGUUUUUCAAAUUCGAAAUAAGUUUAUAAAAAAUGGCUGAUAUUGCCGGGGUUGUGGUAAGUCCUAUCCUCGAAGUUGGCAAGUGGUUGGCUGCACCAAUUUGGCGUCAAUUUAAGUACUUGUACAACUACACUACUAAUUUCAAAAAUCUGGAAAAGGAAGUUGAUAAGCUGAAGAACACAAGAGUUGAAGUUCAGCAUAAGGUAACUGCAGCUGAAAGAAAUGUGGAAGAGAUCAAACAGAAUGUCAAAAACUGGCAGAAGGAUGUGGAGAAGACCAUUAUUGAAGCAGAACAGCUGAUUCAAGAGAAAGCAAACAACCCUCGAUGUUUUAAGGGAUUGUGCCCCAACUUCAUCAUCCACUAUAAACAAAGCAAGAAAGCAUUCAAACUAAAGCGAGAUGAUAUUGAUCCACUCCUCCAGCAAGAAAAGGAUUUGGAUCCAGUUUCCUAUCCUACUAAUCCACCAGAGAUCUGGCUUAGAUCUAGUGAAGAUUAUUUGGCUUUUGAAUCAAGAAACUCCACAGUGAAGAAUGUAUGGGAUGCUUUAAAUGAUGAGAAUGUCUUCAUGAUUGGUGUUUAUGGGAUGGGUGGUCUUGGGAAGACCUCUCUUGUGCAAGAACUUGGUAGGAAAGCCGAGAAGGAAAAGCUCUUUGAGGAGAUUGUUUUUGUAGAGGUUUCAGAAUCUCCUGAUAUAAAGAAGCUUCAAACAACAAUUGCAGACAAAUUGAAGCUGAAAUUCGAAAAUGAAAGUGAAAUGGCAAAUAAGCUAUAUUCAAGAAUGGAGAAGAAGAAUAUCCUUUUAAUUCUAGAUAAUAUUUGGAAACCUGUAGAACUUGAUAAGAUGGUAGGAAUUCCUUGUGGAGCUGAUCGUGGAAGAAAUAAGCUUCUGUUCACAACAAGAAAUGUAGAUGUGUUGGAGAGAAUGGGGUCCACAAAUAAUUUUGGAAUGGGCUUUCUAAAUGAUGAUGAAGCUUGGACCUUAUUUACCAAAAUGACAGGUGAUGUUAUCCAAACACGUGAAUUGCAUUCUCUAGCAAAUAAGGUAUGCAAGGAAUGCGGAGGAUUGCCUAUUGUCAUUUGUACAAUAGCAAAAGCAUUAAAAAAUAAGAGUCAUCCAUCUGAUUGGAAGGUUGCAUUACAAGAACUGAGAGCUCCUACACCAACAAAGUUCACAGGAUUCCUAGAAGAGGAAUACACGAAGAUCGCCUUAAGUUACAAGUAUUUAAGAGAUGAACUUAAGAAAACUUUUUUAAUUUCUAGUCUAUUGAAAAAUAAUACUUCCAUUUCAGACAUGUUUAGACAUGUUGUGUGUCUAGAUAUACUUGAAGGAGCUAACUUGACAAUGGAAGAAGCACGAGAUAGACUUGAUAAAUUGGUUUGCGAUCUCAAAGAUGCUUGUUUGUUACUUGGCGAGUUAAGAAGCGAACAAUUUGCUAUGCACGAUGUUGUUCGUGCUGUUGCCAUAACAAUUGCAUAUGUGGAUCACCAUGUGUUUACAGUGAGGAAUGAUUUUGAACGAGAAUGGAAAGAUAGAGAUAAACUCAAGAAAUGUACAAAAAUCUCCUUGCCUGGCAAUAGUCUUAUUAUUAGUCAGCUUUGGCCUAAUUAUUUUGAUUGUCCAAAUCUUGAAUAUUUUUAUAUGACUACUAUGUGGAAGUCUUCUUUCAAAUUCCCAGAGGACAUCUUCAUAGUGAUGCCAAAGCUCAGAGUAAUGAAUUUAGAUGGAUUACAACAAUCGUCAUUGUUGUCAUCAAUUGAUCUUCUAACCAACCUUCAAUCUUUGUGUUUAGAUAAUAGCGAAGUUAAAGAUUUUGCUAUUAUUGGAAAGCUAACGACACUAAAAGUUCUUAGCUUGCAAAACUCAAUUAUUGAGGAGUUUCCUAUAGAAUUGGGUCAAUUGAUUCAAUUAAGGUUGUUAGAUUUAAGCAAAUGUUGGAAAUUAAAAGUUGUUGCUCCAAAUGUGAUAUCACAAUUAUCCCAAUUGGAAGAGUUUUAUAUAAAGGGAUGCCCUAUUAAGUGGAAGCAUGAAGUACUCGAGGAAAUGAAAGUCUUGUCUAAUCUCACUAGUUUAUCAUUGGAUAUUGAUUUUAACAAUGUGUUGCCUAAAGACUUUUUUUCCAAAGAGCUUAAAAGGUACAAAAUAUCAAUUGGCCAAUGGAAGUUUCAUUUUGGAAAUGGUCAACUGGAGUGUUUGAGGAUAUUACAAUUCAAAUUUAAUUCUACCAUUUGUUUAGAAAAAUUACACGGAAUCAAGAAUGUUGAAGUUUUGCAGUUGGAUGAAUCUUCAGAUGAAGAGAAUGAUACUAAGGCUUCAAAAGUUAUUUUGCAAUCUAAUGAAACUAGACCACUUUUUAACAAAAAGGUUAUUUUCACCGAUUUGAUGAGUUUGGAAUUGAUCAAUAUUAGUUUUGAAAAGAUUUGGGAGAUCCAACUUUCAACUUCUUCUUAUGAAAAUUUGACACAGUUGUUUUUGAACCGAUGCAAUAAAAUAAAGUAUGUGUUUUCAUUUUCCAUAGCCAAAAACCUCCAGCAACUCCGAUACCUUAAGAUAGAGAAUUGUAAGGCUUUGGAGAAGAUUGUUGAAGAAGAAGAAGGAACAAAAAUUGUUAAUUCUAUAUUUCCACAAAUAACUCAAUUGGUGCUUCAAAAUUUACCCAAACUUACUGUUUUCUAUCAAGGAACGCAUGCUUUGGAAUUGUCAAUGCUAAAAACAUUGCAGAUAGACAAUUGUCGAAACUUCACUUCAAUAUGUCAAGACUUUCAAGAUAAUAAUAAGGAGGGUGAAGUUCAAGUUUCAGAGUCAAAAUCCAUUUGCUUGGAGCAUAAGAUUAAUUCUGAUUUGGAGGAAAUUACAUUGGAAGAUUAUUGGGAAGGGGAUGUGAGAGAGAUCAAUUGGUUGAGUGAAUCUAAAACUCUUUGUAUCUCCAAUGCAAAUAUUUCAGUUGGACUCCUUCAAAGAUUUUAUAAUCUUGAAGUUCUAUUUGUAGAUUCCAAUGAUAGAUCGAUGAGUCUACUAUCAUUCUCAGCCUAUUUCCAAAAUCUUAAAGUUUUGGAAAUAAGACAUUGCUCCGGAUUGAUAAAGAGGUUAAUAACGCCUUCAAUGAUUAAAAGCUUGGUGCAACUGAGAGAAAUGAGUAUAGACAAUUGUGGAUUGCUUACUGAAAUAGUAGAAAAUGAGGGAAAUGAAACAACAACUGAAAUUGUUUUUAACAAUUUGAACAAGUUAUCACUUCAAUACUUAAAUUGUCUUACAUGCUUUUCUUCUGGAAAUUAUUCUUUCAAUUUUCCAUCUUUGGAAGAGUUAAUUAUAAAAGAUUGUCCCAAUAUGAAGACUUUUUCUUCAAGAAGCUUAAGCACACCAAAGUUGUGCAAUGCCCAUUUUAGGAUGUUUUGUGAAGAUGAGAUGAAGCUAUCUGAGAUCGGGGAGAAUGACUUGAAUACAAUUAUACAAGAAGCAAGCAAUAAAAAGAUUGUUCAAAGUUCUGUGAUAGAAUAACAAAAGAAUUAGAAGAAGAACUAGAAGAAGGACUAGAAGAAAAAUGGAAGUCAUGUGGCCCCCUCUACAGUCUCUCCCAUGCUCUAUUUCUCAAAUAUGAGGCGAAGAAUAGGAAGUUGAUGGCGAGCAUGGAAGAUGAAGAAGAAAGCAACAAUGUUUAAAGGGUUGCCAAAUGAUUAAUUGAUGACGGCAACAACAGUUGAAGUUUGUCAAUGAAAGUUUCAGGUAACAGGGAAAAAGUUUCCUACUGGUUAGAUGAGUUUGUUCCUCAGAAAAAGUCAGCUUAUAUAAGCCAAGAAGAUCUGCAUAUAGUAGAAAUGACUGAGGGAAACAUUUGAACUUUGUGCCCAAUGUCUUGGUGUUGGAAACCAAGUACAGAGCUUUUUUUUCCCCUGUCUGUGUAGAUCCGAUGAUGGAAGUCAGUAAAAGAGAGGAGGCAGGAAUUGUUCCGGAUCCAAAUGUAGCUACUUACAUGAAGGAGAGGUGGUUGGUCCCACAAAAGCCUUAUUUAUGGAUGAAAUAUCAAAUGGUUUAAACAGUUCAACUGCAUAUCAGAUUGUUGUUUGGCCAUAGCAGCAGAAGGAAAAGUUGUGUAUGAAGAACAACGCAAUAAAUUUGUAGAAUUUUUCAGGGACUGUGGAUUCAAGUGUCCUCAAAGAAAAUGUGUAAUUGACUUUCUUCAGGAGAAAAGAUCGAGCACAAUACUGGUACUGCACUGAUUCUAUUUGGCAUUGAGAAAAGUCAUUCCUUCAAUGUUAUGCUAUGACAGCUGUUCGAAUUCAAUGCUACUCAAGUUUGUUCAAUGUUCACCCAGUCGAAUACAAAUGCUGCCCCCUGAUAAUCUUGUGUGAUGAUUUUGCAAGAAAAGUUGGCCAAUAUUCGAGGAAGUCAAGAUUCCAAUGACGGUAAACUUGUGAAAGAGAAGUCUAAGAAUUCACCUUCCAAAGGCGGGAUGGUCUUACCUUUUAAACUCUAAUCAGUAACAAUUCAGGAUAUGAACUAUUAUGUUGACUUCCCUGCGGAGAAGAAGAAAAUCCCAACUGCUCUCUGAUAUAUCUGUUGGAUUAAUGCUUGGUGGGCUAAUGGCAUUGACGGGUGUUAGUGAAGCUGGAAAAUCCACUCUUCUAGGUUUUGGCCAAACGAUGUUGUGUCAAUGACAAACUUGUGGUUCUUUCUUUAAUCUCUUAUGAAUUAAUAAGUAAGGGUUUGCCAGUACUGAAAGCUCUGAGCUCAUUCUCCUUGAAAACUGAACUGAGGUUGCUUAAAGGUUGCAGUAUUCCAGGUAAAAUAUUAUUGACCAGAAGGGCAGAUCCUAUAGAGGACCCAAGCUUACAUUCCUCAAGUCUUGGACGCAGCCUUUCUCAGAAUGAUGCUGGGACAAGUGAUAAUAUGCAUGAUUCCGUAGAGGUAGAAGAUCAAGAUACAACCAAGCCAAAUAAUGGAAGUUCUUAUAAGUUAACAAUUUCAAAUAUUGAAACUAUGUUCAAAAAAUCUCAUAAGUCCACCAUGGGUGCUAGAGCUACAGAUUCUACAUAUGAAACCAAGGAGCUAUCUGGUUCCGUGGUCAUAUUAGAGAGAGUACGAGAGUUAGCUUGGAGUGGUGUACCACCAUACAUGUGCCCUACCGUGUGGAGGCUUCUUUUGAUACUUGCACAUGUAGAGAAUUAUGGUUUGGAUUUCUUGUCAAUCUAUAUGCAAAAAUCGGUCGCUUUGUACUAACACCGGUGAGGGAGAUCAAUUCAAUGAUGUGAAAGCUGGUUCAUGCUCAUUCUAUGUACUGUGCAUAUUCUGAGUAGAUGAACUGAUAACAGCCAUAUGCACCACCAAAUUCAGAUGGAAGCAAGGGAGUCCUAAGAAGGAAGCAUAGUGACCAUCUUGACUGUGUUGCUCAGUUUUAUCACAUUCCAGAUACCGAACGUUCAGAUGAUGAAAUUAAUAUGCUUCGCCAGGAAAAGCAAAGGAAGCUGAAAUCAAGGCUUGCCCUAAUCAGCAGCUGGAUUCAAUGCCAAAGAACAAGACCAAGAUCGAAACAGACUGUAAAAAGAGAAGAUCAGAUGAGGACGAGGCAAGCAAGAAUUCAAUAAUUCGUUAAGGGGGAUUUACAGCCAAAAGAGGGAGGGGGCUGGCACCUUUACUUUCAAUAUGUUUUUUAUAGUUCUUAUUACCAUUUUUUUUAAGAGAAUAAACACUUGUAGUGUGAAGUAUCAUAAAUAAAAAUCUUUGUGCUUGUAUAUUUACACACUAUAGUUCUCUAUCUGAUUACAAAUUCUGUAAUUUUCUAUUAAAGUGGUGUUAGGGCCACUCUGGGAGCAAGAUUAUGGUGAACACGCAAAUGGAUUCUAGGCUAGAUCAAGUGGCAAAAGAUUUGUCAAGAAGGGGGCAUGGUCUGGAUGUUGAAAUUCAUUUGUUAAGACAGUGAUUUAGUGAGAUGAAAGACCACCAGUCUAUCAAAUUACUCUCGGCACUUCUGCCAUGCGUGUCUAUAUAUAGUUGGUGUGGAGUUGCCUUGUGUUUAACUGUAGAGGUGAGAUAUAAGAAUUUGAGAUUGGAAGCUGAUUGUGAGAUUGUUCACAGAAAGCCCCUCCCAUCUCUAUGGAAUUCUCUUAUACAUUCGCUUUCGCUCUGUUUCUGCUGAGCCAUAAAUUGAAUCAAUAUAGGUCCUCCCUGAGCUUAUAGGUUCAAAGUCAAAUUAAGUUCAGAUAACCAUCCAAUGAUAUCAAUGGCAUCGUUGAGCCUAGAAGGAUGAUUGUUCUACUUGGCCUCCAAGUUGCAGGAAGACCACACUUCUAAAGGCUCUCUCAGAAACUCCUGACAAAUCUCAAAAGCUAAUUUACUUCUCUAUGGUGUGCUAUCAUAGUUUGAUUUCCUACUGUACUCAGUUUUGCUACUGCUUUUUUCAAAGGCAACGAAGGAAAAGUUUUCUUUAGCAGUUACUGGUUGGAUGAGUUUGUUCCCAGAAAACAUCAGCUUAUUUAUGCCAAGAAGAUCUGCUUUUUGCAGAAAUGACCUAGGGAAAUACUUGAUUUUUCUACCUGGUAUCUUGGUGUUGGAAACCGAGGAAGUAGGCUUCUUUAAAUUUUAAUUCAAUGAAGUUUUAGUCAUAGCCGCCUUAUCAAGUCCCAAGAGUAGCUGAUAGGUACACAACAUUUUUUUUUUCUGCCUAUGGAGAUGAUAUGAUGGAAGUCAGUAAAAGAGAUGUGAACACAGAUACUUACAUGAAGGCCCUUGUACUCAAUAUCUGUGCUGACACAAUGGUGCGAGACGAGAUGAGAAGAGGCAGCUAUGGAGGUUAAAAAAGGAGAUUGAGUACAAGGAAAUUUUCAUAAAUGCAUCUGCUCCAUCUCCACUUUGUAGAAAAGUUUAUGGAGUAGAUGCCUCAAAAGGAUUAGAUGCCUCCCCCAUCACAAGCCUUAAAUGUUUAAUUUUUCAUUAAAAUUUGCAGGAGAGAUGAUUGUUGCUUGUCUGCAACAGCUGGUGCAUAUCAGAGAUGCUACCUUAUUGAUUUCACCUCUGCCUCCAGCUUCAUAAACCUUUGAACUCUUUGAUGACAUCAUUUUGAUGUGGAAGGAAUGGUUGUGUAUCAAGGACCACACAUCAAGUGGUAGAAUUUUUCUGCGCCUUGUAUUUGUGAGGCUCUAGAAUCCCUUUGCGCCUUAUCUGUGUUUAAUAACUAUGGUUCUUUAUCACAGUUCCUUAUAGACUGAUGCAUGUUUCUUUUUAAUAUUACUUCUAUUUUAAUGGCAUAUAAUCUA
This is a messenger RNA of Mangifera indica (mango), 7681 nucleotides long. RefSeq names its product probable disease resistance protein At4g27220. Gene Ontology annotation, molecular function: ADP binding. Bases 465 to 3929 code for a protein of 1154 amino acids. NCBI's taxonomy places the organism in Eukaryota, Viridiplantae, Streptophyta, Magnoliopsida, Sapindales, Anacardiaceae. The transcript has 26 exons. The record is from RefSeq and is a predicted model, not a curated record.